UUAGUCUCAAAUAAAUGUAUAUAAACGGAUUUUUCAAAAUAUUUCCGAUUAUCGUGGUUAUAGCUGUUAGAAUACACAGAAUAUUGCACCUAAUGCACAUCUCUUUUAAUAGUUAUAUUUUUAUAAACAAUCUUCCUUUUUUUUUGUACAAAAAUUGCAUGUUGUACAUGCAAAGUACUAAAACUCUGAAAAGAUUUGAAAAAAUUACAAUAUAUUCCUUGAAUUUUUCUUUUAUGGUACAGGUUUUAUAUUAUAUUAUAUGAGAUAUAUGAUUUUUAACAAAAGUAGAAGGUUACUUAAAAAGAAAAUGAUCGAUUUCGCAUGGCAUGACCUACAUAUUUAACGACGCAAUCUUUUAAAUUUGGCGCGGUGCAUAUAUGUACAUUACAUAAUCUCAUAUACCCAUUAUUACUACUGCGCAUGCGCGUAUCCCAUAACAACGAAUUCCGCUACAUAUGAAACAUACGAUGCGUGUUAAUCCAUAAGGAUAGAAGUGAUCAGAGUGGCCGUUCGUUUUAUUAAGUAGAUUAUAAUUGUGACACAAAGAAAAAUAUUAUUCCAGUUUAUAAAAUAAUGUCAAUGGAAGGGCAGUUUUUUUUAUCUGUUACAGGCUCAAUUGAAUAUGCAGAAUUCUACAAUGCCGAUAAUGCAUAUUGCAAGUACGGGUUUCAUUUCGGAUCCGAAUGGAGCGUUGUGGCAGGAAUCGAAGAGGGUCUGACACAAAUGUGCAAACGCAGUAAUGAUCCUAGAAAUCUUAUUGUUUGGAACUUCCCAUUGGAAAUUACGUUCAAAAGUACAAAUCCACAUGGAUGGCCACAGCUGAUAAUGUCUAUUUACGGAUUAGAUAUGUUCGAUCAUGAUGUUAUUGAAGGUUACGGUGUAUGUCAUCUGCCUCUUACAACGGGACAUCAUGAAAAAAAAGUUUUCAUUUAUGUUCCCCAAUCGUCUUCCACGUUGCAACAAUUUGCCGCUUGGUUGACAGGAAGAAGACCUGAGUUAAUUGAUCCAGCUAUAUUGGCCAGUGGUGGUGGACGAGAAUUGACUCGCAUGAAGGUUCAAGGACACGUUACCCUGACGUUCAACGUCGUACUGAAAGAUUUUCUGAAGCUGGGCUAUAACAAUGGAGAAAAUAAGGGAAAAUAAGCAUUAUUUUUUUUUUUCGUUUCACUUCUCUUUUCAAAGACAAUGUCUUUUUUAUUUAUUUAUUUAUUUUUUUUUAUUGUUUUAUUACUACAUUUUUCUCUAUUAACGCGUCUCAUCUGAUAUUUCCAUUUCGUUUCAUUUCAUUUUUCUCGUCAUAAAUUUUUAUUAAAUUCUACUUGUACACUUAUUAUAAUAUUUGUUACGCUUUGAUCUGUCUAUACGUUCGUACUAAAUGAAACGCUAUAUCUUUGUGCCUUUCUAUCGUUAUUUUCUUAUUGUUAGACUUUGAUCUUUCUCAUGAAUGUGACUUUCUAAUAACUUUCAGUUAAAUUUAAUCAUCUCGAUUUUUAUUGAAAAAUAUAACUGUUUCUGCACGGUUUAAUUCGUUUGAAUAAAAGGAACGGAUCAUUAAUUCCAUCAAAAGAGAUCAAAAUUCCAUGAUUGGUUAUGAAAAUAGUAGCUACAGCGAUGUUAACAGAGAAAUAGGAUUAAAUAAUGAAAUAUAGUGAUCUCUCGUUAUUCCGGUGAAGGUAUAGCGGCACGUAAUCAUGCAAAAUUUCUUCAUUAAUAUUCAUAUACUUAAGUAAAACAUAAGUGGUUAUGGUACUUUAACGUUACACUUAUAGCUUCCUAAAAAAGUUUUUAAGGCAAAACGACCUGGUUAUUGUUGUAUAUCACAAUGACAUUUUGACAAAAGUAGAAACUGCCAUGAUAGCGUAGUGGAAUUAAAGGAGAUUAUCAUUGAGGUUGUAGGAAACUAGGGAAUUACUCUCAUGGGACAUUUGUUAUCUCAUCUCUCAAUGUUUACGUACCAUUGUGUUUACCGUUAUCUUUACGUUUACAUAUGGGUAUAAUGGAUAUGAAUAAGGAGUAUGAGAUGUGAAAAAGAUAAACGUUCAUUAAAGUUUAUUGUGAUUCAUUAUUAAGUCAUAUAGCAUUAGAGGAAUUCUAGGUUUUCUGGUUCUAUUUUUUUCGUGGCUUUAAUAAAUUGAAUACCGUGGGUAUCACUGCCGAUCGACACUCUGUUUUCUUUUUUGUGCUUUUAUUUAAAACGUUAUUAACAUUUUUUUUUUAACGAUAAUUACAAGAUUACAAGUUUGCUUUUUAGUAAAAAUAAAGUCUAAUGCAAAAAUAUGACAAUAAAUUCUCUUGUACAUUUUAUCUAUUAAGAAGUUAUGAGAGGUAUUAGAUGCAUAUAUCAAUUUGUGCAAGAUAAAUACUCAGCGAUUUUAUAUAGAAAGAAUCGAAUAUAGAAAUAACGAUUGAACGACUAACAAGGAAUAUACAUUUAAUAAGCAAAAAAAUGAUACGCAAAGAUAUCGUAUUCGACUUUUUUCAUGAUUUAUCGUACUGCACAAGUAACUGCUUAUAUUUUAUAUAACGAUCUUCGUUUAUAUAUUAUCUUCUACGAUGGAACGUCAAUUUUUUUUUCAUUUAUCAGCAGAUAAAAGAGUUGACUCAAGUUAAUUGCUAUAAUAUUUUUUGCAAAAGACUCGAAUCUUCGUGCAAAGUUUGCAAAAAUUUGACAUUCAAAUUUCCAUUUUAGUUACGAUUUCAAAGGUUGAAAUCGACGAUACUUUGAUGUAUCUCACGAACGUACACAUGUACGUAUGUACGUACAUAAGUAUAUAUAUAUAUAUGUGUGUGUAUGAUUCGUGAUCAACUAAAAUGAAUAAGUUUUCCAUUUCGCGAUUUCGUUCUUCUCAAAGGCGACAUUGUAAUAAAUUCGGAUAGAGAGCGUAGUAACAGAAACUAUUCGCUUUUCGAACUGCGAGAAACGUAACGUAUAACGUUGUGACCAAAGAAGCGAAUAUUGUUAAUGAGGAAAAUAGAUUGAGUCAAGUUUAAAAAACGAAAAAAUAUUACUUAGCCCUAAUUGUAGAUAAUGUAGAAUUUAUUAUUAAUCGGUAGUUACAGUAGUUAUGUAUAUAGUUUUAGUAUUAGUCUUAAUAUUAGUUUUAGUAUUCAGUCGUAUAUCGAAUAUCAAUAUUUUCAACGAAAUCUACUGUCAGAUAACGCAAAGAAAAAAAUAAGAAUAAUAGAUUUGUUCGAUAUUUCUUUAAUUUAAUUUUAAUUAGGAUAUUUUCUUUGCAAUCACUAAAACGAUUAUUUUCUAAUAUUGCAAGCGUAUUUUUAUAGCCAUUCAAAAGGUAAAGUAAAGAUCAUUACGAAAGUUACUAGAAUAUACGUACGUGUAAGGAAAUAAAAUAUCAUGGUAUCGUACAUACCUUAGCAUCAUCGUUUACCAUAACUUUGACGAUUUAGUUAUACAUAAAAAUUUAUGGCUUAUAUUUCUAUUUAGUAGAAAGUCAUGUGGGCAAUGUGUGUGUUAUAGUGAAAUAAAUUAUCUUUUAUUUUCACAUGCAUGCAAUUACAAUGAAUAUAUUAUUAUAUGUAAUAUACAUAUGUACAUAUAUUGUAUAAUUUUCAGGUCACAGUUUACAUAGUAUGCGAAUAUUUUCCAAGUUUUAUACGUUACUAACGUAAAGAAGAUAGAUCCGAAAGAUCGAUAGAAAUCUAUGUUAAAGCGAUUAGAUCGUUCCUUAUAAUAAUUGAUUGGAAAGAUUUAAUUUUGGUCGAUAGGAAAGCGAUUAUCCGUUCAUAACGCCGUAGUAAUUAUAUGUAUCUGUAGAUAUAUAUACAUAUAUAUAUAUAUUGUUUUUAGUUAAAAUAGCCCUUAAAUGUCAACUUAAGAAAUAAUUUUAGCCGGAGAUUUGCUGCCAGCGCCAUUCUCCAUACGGAACGAUCUUAUCGUAGAGAAAUUACCAUAAUCUUUUAUUGUUUAUAAGCAUUAAAUUAUUUAUUAGGACUAUAUCUUUACAUAACAAUACUGACUCAGUUAUAACAAUCGAGAUAACGCAGAUUACGUAAUUCGUUCGCACCUUCGAAGAAAGUUUAAAUUUCUUUCGACAUAUCGUUUCUCUCUUGGGACGUUUUUCUCUAACCAAGCUUGGAGACUAAGUUUCGUCGAUUCGACGAAAGUUCUUAAAUAAAAAAAGUCUAUAUAUAGUAACGUUCCAGCGAUUCUAUAUGAUAACUAACACGAAAAUUCAAUAAAUAAUCCGUCGAACGAUUAACACUUAUCUCGGCAUUUAUAUACAUACGUGCACGCGUGGGUGUAUAUUAACAAUACAUAUAUAACAGAACUUUGCAUUCCGAAAUGUACUCGAUAUGUCUCUUAACAAUCCUAAUUUUUUUGCAGUUUCAAUAAGAAUAUCUCUCUAUCGUGUUAACUUUGAUAUCUUUUUUGCUAUAAUUAUAAUUAAUAUUAUUCGGGAAAAGUAUUGAAUAGUUAUAUAAAUUUUUUUCCCUUUUUUAUUUUAUGGUUUUUUUUUU
Vespula vulgaris is the source of this 4479-nucleotide messenger RNA. RefSeq names its product B9 domain-containing protein 1 (gene B9d1). The coding region runs from base 574 to 1143 and encodes 189 amino acids. Lineage: Eukaryota; Metazoa; Arthropoda; Insecta; Hymenoptera; Vespidae. Gene Ontology annotation, cellular component: MKS complex. Gene Ontology annotation, biological process: cilium assembly. The transcript has 5 exons. The record is from RefSeq and is a predicted model, not a curated record.